Molecule: messenger RNA, 1148 nt
Organism: Trematomus bernacchii (emerald rockcod)
Lineage: Eukaryota; Metazoa; Chordata; Actinopteri; Perciformes; Nototheniidae
Product: ubiquitin-conjugating enzyme E2 11-like
Exons: 7
Coding region: 221-850 (209 amino acids)
Biological process (GO): protein polyubiquitination
Cellular component (GO): nucleus
Molecular function (GO): ubiquitin conjugating enzyme activity
Source: RefSeq, a predicted model, not a curated record
UUCUUUGCUACUCAUGGGUAUGACAAAUGUCCAGAGACAUCCUUGCCAAGUCAGAUCAACAGCAAAGUGACGGCGACAGAGAGUGCUCUCAAAAAGAAGAUUAAGGAGUCCUGGAAGAGGACGCUUUUGGAGAAGGACAAGCGUGUGCUGGAAGGAGCUGAAGAGCCUGCACUGUAACCCUCAUCCCUUCAUCAGAGUCUUCCCAUCAGAGUCAGACUUCAUGUUCUGGAGGAUUCUCAUGCAGGGCCCUCCUGACACACCGUAUAAGAAAGGCGUGUUUGAGCUGUACUGCCAGUUUGGUCCUGACUACCCAGCCAAGCCUCCACUCGUCCGCUUUGUCACACCCGUGUACCACUGCAAUGUCAACAGUGUGGGUCGCAUCUGCCACAACUUAUUUGACCGCAACUACAACGCCCACAUCACCAUGAGAGAGAUCCUAGAAGCUGUGUACGGACUGCUGAUCAGCCCUGAGCCUGAGGACCCACUGGACAGCAUUUUGGCUGAAGAAUUCCUGACAAGCCGGGAGACGUAUCAACGAGAAGCUGAGAAACACACAGAGAAAACUGCAGGAAAGUCCCUGGAUGACAUGGAGAAAAACCUGGUGGAGCCUGUUCCACAGUUUAUACCCCAACAUCUGAUCUGUCCGCUGACCAAGAAGAUGUUUGUUGAUCCUGUGAAAACUGCGUAUGGCACAGUGUAUGAACGCAAGGCCAUUGAGGAACACCUGAAGAAACACCAUUACGAUCCGUUGGCGGGCCCAGGAAAUGAGCUUCAAAUGUGCGACAUCAGAGCCGACCAGGACAUGAAGAAAAGGGUGAUGGAUCAUCGCUCUCGGCAAAUUAGGUUCUAGGUUACAAUAGUGUACCUCAAGUCAAGUUCACAUAUAAAAGGAAAUGAACCCAGUUACUUUAUUUUUAUCGAUAGUUGCUUUUUGGCGCUUUAUUCAUCCUGUUUAUUGGGAAAGUUUGUAUGUUAUAUCACUCCCUUCCUGACAUCACUUUUCAUAUUGUUUUUGUGUGUGUUUAGGGUUAGUUGUUUAACUUUUGAUUGUACAAUGUCCUUUUUAUAGCUGUCCUUUUUUCACAGUUGUAUUACUAAAGUUUUUUGUCUCUAAAAAGCAUGUUAUAGAGUAUAUUGAAUUCAGUUCA